Messenger RNA from Candidula unifasciata, 330 nucleotides. The record is from the annotation of a GenBank genome assembly. NCBI's taxonomy places the organism in Eukaryota, Metazoa, Mollusca, Gastropoda, Stylommatophora, Geomitridae.
AUGGCCUCACAAGUUCAAGGCUACAGCUAUGGUGGAGUCGGUGCUGGAUUCGGUAGAAACGGCGGUGGAUUGGGAGGAUUCGGUGGAGGAUAUGGUGGAGGCAUUGGUGGAGCUGGUGUCAUCCCCGCAGCCGUUGCAGGAAUUGGAGGAGGUUAUGGCAUUGGUAGCGGAAUCGGCGCGGGUUUCGGAGAUGGAUACGGCAGUGGAUUCGGCAAUGGAUACGGUAGUGGAUUCAGCGGUGGAUUCGGCAGUGGAUUCGGCAAUGGUUUCGGCAGUGCAUUGGGUGGUGGAUACGGUAGUGGAUACGGUGGAAAAUACGGUUACUACUAA